Messenger RNA from Diaporthe amygdali, 1887 nucleotides. RefSeq lists its product as uncharacterized. The record is from RefSeq and is a predicted model, not a curated record. The transcript has a single exon. NCBI's taxonomy places the organism in Eukaryota, Fungi, Ascomycota, Sordariomycetes, Diaporthales, Diaporthaceae. Bases 1 to 1887 code for a protein of 628 amino acids.
AUGAAGAAAUUUGCUGGAAAGCUAGGCCAAUUAGCUGGACUCAGCACAACUGCGGCCGAGCGCAAGACAGCUGGAGCGGGCAUGCCCGAACCAGCAGCCGAAAACACUACUACAACAUCACGGUCGUGGAGACAGUGGGCUGAAGAGCCCUACCCCAAGUUGCUUCACGAAGAAGGGCCCCAAGUAAAAGAUCAAUUGGAGCCUGUCUUUCGGUACAAUCAGCUCGAUGAGACUGCAGACAGCACCCGGUUACUUCAAGUCAAGCCCCGUUUGCGGACGGACGGACUCCUGGACUGCAGCCUCGUCACUGUCAAAUUCGGAGACCGACCGAAAUUCGAUGCCUUGUCCUACAUGUGGGGUGACUCCUCCGUCAGGAAGAAAAUCUGCGUCAACGGUGCCGAAUUUGAAGUCACCGAGAAUCUCUUUGAUGCUCUCCACUUUCUGAGAAGACGCCCUGACCCUAAGGAAUGGCUGCCGAUCUGGAUCGAUGCAAUAUGCAUUGACCAGCAGGGAACUGCAGAGAAGGAUCGACAGCUGCCCUUCAUGCCUCACAUCUACGAGCGCGCCCAGCAAGUUCUGGUGUGGUUGGGGAGGGGCUAUGAGAAGUUUCAAGGUCCGGACACCGAGGACUUGAUUCGCCGUGAGCUUCAGCGGAGACACGGCGGGCUUGGCGAUGAUCUACUCAGCAAAGACUUUAAUAUGGUCGCAAGUGGUGGUCGCGGUUACGUCUUCAAAGAUUCUGAGAAGGCCAUGGCGGGUAUGCUGCGCGCUGACCGUUAUUGGGACAGGGUCUGGAUCAUACAGGAAAUUGGCAAAGCGAGACGGAUCAGGGUCUGCUUCGGCAAGAUCACAUUUAAUUGGGCUGAAUUCGUUUGUUUCGUGUGCCGUUUCGAGAGGGGAGACCACGGCCCCAAAAAGUUCAACGAUAUGAACAAGAAUCGUCAGAGCCGCAAGCUGAAGGACCUUCUGGAGCAACACCAGCGAGCGCAGUGUGCGUUGCCAAAAGAUAAAAUCUACGGCCUCCUGGGCCUCGCACUCGAUUCUGGUGGCUUCCCCGUGCACUACGAUCAAAGUGACUUGAGCACCUGGGUUGACACGUUGGAUUUCGCGGCCCGGCGUGGCCUUGUACCGACAGAUCAGAUCAUUUCAUUCGCACGGAUGGUGAGGACUCUGCUCUUCGACCAUCCCACAUCGCGUGCCCCGGAUCCUUCGACACUGGACACGAUCCCCAAGUCGAAGGCCACAGAUCACUCAGCAAGCACGUAUCCACUUGGGGCAUUCUUGAUAGGGUGGGUUGAGGCCAUCGGCCCUUCCACGAGUGAGAUAUUCUCGAAUCUUGACGCUUUGAACAAGUGGAACACCGAUCAGUUCGAUGAGGGCGAUAGGCUCAGGCGCUCAUUGCUCGAUACCGAUGACGAUGCUAUCGAGACUAUGCUUGCCAGUGGUGCUGCUGACGUGCUUGGCUCUGCACAGCACCCCAGUCUCAUUGGUAACCUAGCAAGGUCUGCACCCCAGUCCUCGGCACAUAAUAGUCAAGUUGACGAGGAUGCAUUCGUCUCUGGAUCUUCUUCACCAGCCCGAAUUUUCAAGCUGUAUCCACAAGAUGCAGAUGCGAGUUGGACCACUUUCGACAAUUCAAAGCUGGGAAUCAUCUCAAACCGAGCCCGACGCGGUGACAUACUUUGUUAUUUGAAAGAGCUUCGAGAAAUAUUCGUUCUAAGAAGAGACGACAAGGAGCCCAAUAUGGUUCGUAUCGUUGGCAAAGGUCUGUUGACGAAAAGUGUCGUAUCUGGCAAGCCCCUUGAGCCCCCCAAGGGCAAUCUUGAUGGGCUGGGUAAGGUCUCCAUAAACGUUGAUGCAAAGACUAUAUGGCAGCUUGCAUCUUGA